Messenger RNA from Penicillium samsonianum, 210 nucleotides. RefSeq lists its product as uncharacterized. The transcript has a single exon. NCBI's taxonomy places the organism in Eukaryota, Fungi, Ascomycota, Eurotiomycetes, Eurotiales, Aspergillaceae. The record is from RefSeq and is a predicted model, not a curated record. The coding region runs from base 1 to 210 and encodes 69 amino acids.
AUGCGGACUGCAGACGACGAUGGAGCUACUGUCGCCGUGUUGGUUCCGUCCUGGGAAUUUCGUCUAGGUCGGGGAACGACUGGCAAGCAGAGCUCAAUCGACCCGGUGGUGAGAACACUGGCGGCUGACAAUGCGCAUACAUGUGAUUCUCCGGAAAUAGCAACAGCGCUUUGGGGUAUGGUUAUUGCAUCAAGUGGUCGAGUAGUCUAG